Messenger RNA from Leptonychotes weddellii (Weddell seal), 3777 nucleotides. The record is from RefSeq and is a predicted model, not a curated record. Lineage: Eukaryota; Metazoa; Chordata; Mammalia; Carnivora; Phocidae.
GGCCCAGGAAGCGUUGCAGAACGGCCAGCUCUGCGGUGCGGAUGGCAUCCCUGACCUGCAGCCCGGGGUCUUGGCCAGCCAGGCCAUGAUUGAGAAGAUCCUGGACACUAACUUCGUGCUGGGCAGCUACAAGACGGAGCAGUGCCCGAAGCCCCCGCGCCUGUGUCGCCAGGGCUACGCGUGUCCGCACUACCACAACAGCCGGGACCGACGGCGAAACCCCAGGAGGUUCCAGUACAGGUCCACCCCGUGUCCCAGCGUGAAGCACGGUGACGAGUGGGGCGAGCCCGCAAGGUGUGACAGCGGGGACAGCUGUCAGUACUGCCAUUCUCGCGCGGAGCAGCAGUUCCACCCCGAGAUCUACAAAUCCACCAAGUGCAACGACAUGCGCCAAACCGGUUACUGCCCGCGGGGUCCCUUCUGCGCCUUCGCACACGUGGACAAGAGCCUCGGGAUGGCCAAUGGCUGGGGCUGCCGAGACCUGGCUCCCGCCCCCACCAGCAGCUCCGUGGCCAGCAGCGGCCAGCCUGCACACGCAAAGCGGAGAGAGUCCCCUGCUGAGGGCAGCCACCGGCCCAGCGAGCAGGAUGGCAAGCAGAACCACCUGUCAGUGUCCGCAGUGGCUCACCCACUCGCCCACAGCGUGGGUUCCAGCGUGGCGUCCAGCCUGGCGUCCAGCGCCGGCUCCGGCAGCUCCUCCCCGACCACCCUGCCCACCCUCCCGGCCCGCGCCCACCCGCUCGAGCCCCCCGGCGGUGCUGCCGAGCCCCCCCCAGGUUCUGCUCUGGAGCUUCAUCUCUGUGACGUCGGCCUCACAGCUCUAAACAGAGAGCUGGAAGAGCAUGACAGUGGCGACCUGGGCCCGACAGGUCCAAGGUCACUGGGCGGCUCAGCACCCGUCAGCAUCCCGGGCUGCCUGCCCCGCUCCCCAUCCCUGCACUCGUCCUCAUCGCUGUCCACCUCCCCGCUCAGCUCGCUCUCCCAGUCCCUGUCGGGGCCACUCGUCUCCUCAGCCAUGACGCCCCCCCAGCAGCCGCCGGCCCUCAGAUCGGAGCCUGGAGCGCUGGGCUCCUCAGCCGCGUCCUACAGCUCCUUAGGCUUGAACGGCGUCCCCGGGAGCAUCUGGGACUUUGUUUCUGGCAGCUUUUCUCCCAGCCCAUCCCCCAUCCUGAACACCGGCCCUGCCCCGUCCUCAAGUGCGAGUCCGAACAGCGCGGAGCUGGCCCGCGUCAGGCGGCAGCUGGAUGAGGCCAAGAGGAAGAUCAGGCAGUGGGAGGAGUCCUGGCAGCAGGUGCAGCAGGCCUGUGACGCGUGGCGGCGGGAGGCGAAGGAGGCGAAGGAGCGGGCCCUGGCUGCAGACAGUGCGCGGGACCUGGCGCUGCAGAAGAAGGAGGAGGUGGAGGCCCAGUUCCGGCGGCUCCGGGAAGAGCUGGAGGGCCGGGGGCUGCAGCGCUGUGCUGACCUGGGCGCCGUCCCUCUCCCCAAGCUGCACUCCCUGCAAAGUCAGCUGCGCCUGGACUUGGAAGCCGUGGAUGGGGUGAUCUUCCAGCUGCGAGCGAAGCAGUGCGCCGUGUGCCGGGAGCGGGCCCGCGGCGCCGUCCUCCAGCCUUGCCAACACCGUGUGCUCUGUGAGCCGUGCGCCGCGGGCGCGCCCCCUUGCCCCUACUGCGAGGGCCAGCCCCUCCCAUGGUGACUGCUCCGGCGCCCCCACCCCGGGCUCCGGCCUGCUUCUCUCGAACCUCACGGGCGCACCCCCAGAGCCCACCCGGCCGGCCCCACGGGCUCGGGAAUGACGCACUGUGACCCCGCCAAGCACUUUGUAAACCGGGGGCGUUAGACAUUCUGAGUUGGUAUAAGCUGCUUUUUAGGUUCGUGUUUUUUUAAUAUGCGAUAAUGCGAAGCUUUGUAUGUGAACUGUGAACUUACACCAUCUCCUAUCAGUUUAUUGUUAAUUCAUGGUAUGGUAAAGGUCUUAGAUUUCUUAUCCUGAAAUUAGUACUUAUGAAAUGAGCGUUUAUCUAGUAGUGAGAAAUGCCUAGGAUUUUUUAUAGUUUUCAAAUUAAGUGCAAAUAGUAUUUAUAGCAGUGAUACCGAAAGACACAUUUAGAGGUUUUUAAUUUUGUGAAAGGGACUCCUAAUUGCGUACACACGCACAUUAAUUGGAGUUUUAUAUUCCAGGACCAUGCAGUGGCGCUGAGCCCGAUCGUGCUCCGUGACCUGCGGCCGCUUUUCUAAGUGCCUGAGCCUCGCACGAGGGGCGGAGGGCGCCCUUCCCUUGGGUUUGUGUGUUCCUCUGAGGGGAAGUGCGGCCCAGGGCCCCGAUGGCGGAGGCUCUCACAUUAACUUCACAAAGCCGUGCCUGAGCCUCUGUAGCUUCGCAAGCCUGCUGGAAGGGUGUCCUGGCUCCCCCUUGGGCGGCCUGAGGCCAGAGGCUUGCCCACGGCCGCUCCCUGCAGCCGGAUGGACGCCAGCUUGCAGGGGUGAGGCUUCCAGGCUGCAGGGUAGCCUGGCGAUUACCGGAGCCACCCCGGUGACCCCGGGCUUGCAGAGAGCGCCUGGCCGUGGCAGAAACGCUCCUGAGAACAGGUGUGGUUUUGGUGAGGACUUGAAUCUUCUCUGGUCUGCAUUGGGUCAUUUUUCCUAGAAAUCUGGGGAGAAGCAAAGGAUGUCUGUAGUUGACCCAGACUUUGUUCUCCGUGCGGCAGCCGUAGCUGGCCCUCUGGCCUGGAAGUCUCGGCCCACCCGUGGCUUUGCCAAAGACGUUUAAUAGCAUUUUGUAAAGUGCAAAGUGGCUCGGUAAAAAUUUUUAUCAGUAACCAAAUAUUUACUAUAGGUAAAGGUUGAAAACCUUUUUUAACAGAAGACACACCAAUAGCUCUGUUUAAAGGUGGAUCCAUGACGUUCUGCAGCUAGUCCACUACUAAAGGUGACUAUUGAGUUGGUUUUAGUGAAUCUACUUUGUUUUUAAUGAUAGUGAUGAUUAGCUCUUAGAAAUGACAUAUUUUGUGCUACUGUUACCACCGUUUAAAAUUAUUUUUAUUAAUAUUUAUGCACUUGUUUCCCAUUUCAGGCCUAUGGUCUUCUUUGGGAAACGACAAUGUUUAUUACCAAUAAGUAGCCUAGACGUUUUCAAAUUAUAAACAAUUAAGGACAGUUAAGCUUGAGGUCUAUGUAUAAGCUACUCUGGUCGGUUCUUGUUGUGCAGUGAGAGACUGGAGCUGUGGCGCCGUGGGGACGACCUCCCCUCCCCCCCCACCGGUACGUGCGCUGAGGCCAGGUGUGCUGCGAGGACCCCCAAGAAUCUCGCAAGUGGAACUCUUAGGGCCCCCAGGGGACUGCUCGUUGGGUCCUCCACACCUGUGUCUUGGUGGCCUAGGCCCUCCGAGGGAGCCUUCCCUGCCCCACAGGCAUUCCGGGGCCUCGCCGUCCUCAGUUCGGCUGUCGUUCUGCCUCUUGGCUCUCGUGGUCUCGGUCCAGCCUCCGCUGUUUGUGUAACUGGGGUCGCAGGAGACCUCGGCUCAGUGUGGAUGCUUCAUGUGGAUUAAUUUAUGGAAGCCUCGAUCUAGGUUUGUUCUGAGUAUUUAGAUGAGAAUGUUACUGGAAUGGAACUUUCUUAACCCAGAAGGUAGUAUUUAUAAUGCGUAAUCAUUUACUUGUAGUGAAUUGUUUCAAGUUAACACUUGUUUAAAUUUUUUUACACUACAGCAUUUAUGCAAUGGUUUACAGAAUUCAUGGAAUUAUUUUUAUCAGUACAGGAAUUAAAACUUUGCAUCUUUA